Penicillium lagena is the source of this 339-nucleotide messenger RNA. RefSeq names its product putative quinol monooxygenase. The record is from RefSeq and is a predicted model, not a curated record. Lineage: Eukaryota; Fungi; Ascomycota; Eurotiomycetes; Eurotiales; Aspergillaceae. Bases 1 to 339 code for a protein of 112 amino acids. The transcript is spliced from 3 exons.
AUGGCUAACAGCGAUGAAGUGUCGAUUCUAGCUAUCAUCAGCCCCAAACGGGGCAGAAUCGAUGAAGUACUCGAAUUGAUCAAAGACCCCCUUGUCGCGGGAGUAAAGGCGAUUGAACCAGAUUGUAUCUCUUUUCAUGCAAAUCGGGCGACAGACGAGCAUCCCGACGAAGAGGAAAUAUUUAUGAUUGAGAGAUUUGUGAAUUCCGAUGCGAUUGCGUUUCAUCAAAAAAAUCCCGCGUUCUUGGCUUUUGCCAAGGCUUUGGAGGAGAAAGAGCUACUACGGAAGCCCCUGUACAUCAAGAUCGUGAAACCCGUGGCAGGAUUUCUCAGAAACUAG